GUGGACGACGGAGUCGUGCUUCGCCGCGUCCGGGAGGCCAGGGAAGACCUGCGCGUUUCUGACUUCUGGAGCUCAGCGCUGGAAACCAUCAGCACAUGUCUUAAGAAACAUCUGGAACAGCUGGAUGCCCCUGUGGGGGCUCUCUCGGAAGCCAUUGGAAGCCUGCACCUAGACUCCUCACCAGGUGACUUGGGGGCGGCUCCGGGCUCCAUCCCGGGAGAGACCCCGGUCCCGGGGACCAGCGGCUGGAAGUGUGUGUGCUACGGCAUUGGGAGCUUCGCCACCUGCGCCAUCGCUAGAAGCCAGCUCGCCUUCUUGCUUCUCUUCCUGGAAAAGUGCCAGAUUCCCAGAAGUCACUGCUGGGUGUAUGACCCUCUGUUUAGCCAACUGGAAAUUGCAGUUCUUACCACCCUGGGGGUGACUGUCCUCGGUGAGAACGAGGAAGGAAAGCGGAGUGUGCGUGGCGAGCCCACCGUCUUCUACAUGCUGCACUGCGGGACGGCCCUGUACAACAACCUUCUGUGGAGCAACUGGUCAGCUGAUGCCCUUUCCAAGAUGGUCAUCAUCGGGAACAGCUUCAGAGGCCUGGAGGAAAGGUUGUUGACAAGGAUUCUGCAGAAAAACUAUGCCUAUGUUGCAAAGGUUUUAGAAGGACUGGAGGAGCAGGCGUUUCCCCAGACGGCACAGUACUCGGACGUGUUUAAUGACACCUCUGUGCACUGGUUCCCAGUCCAGAAGCUAAAGCAGCUCCCCACGGACACGUGGACAUCUCCGGAAGAGCCAGAUUACCGGGACUGCGAGGACCUCGAGAUCAUCAGGAAGCAGGCAGGUGCCUCAGCUUCCGGCCCAACGGGCUGUGAUGUAGGAAUUGCUGGCGGAGGCAACUGCACCGCCGGGAUUCGGGGGUGGCCAUGUGGGGGCUGCAGGGACUCUGUCCUCCCAGGGCCAGUUCUGGAGAGAACAGGAGGCCCUCAGCCUGGCUCUCGAGGGGAGAGGAGAUGUGCUGUGGAAGGACUUGGUGUCCCUCACAUCCCUUAUCGCACUCCACAGCCUUCCUCGGGGACCUGGCUGGUGGGGAGAACCUACUGAAUAGAGAAGUGACUCUU
This is a messenger RNA of Myotis davidii, 1106 nucleotides long. It is a transcript of the gene SRRD, whose product is annotated as SRR1 domain containing. The record is from RefSeq and is a predicted model, not a curated record. Gene Ontology annotation, cellular component: cytoplasm; nucleus. Gene Ontology annotation, biological process: microtubule-based process. The annotation marks the transcript as partial. The transcript is spliced from 7 exons. NCBI's taxonomy places the organism in Eukaryota, Metazoa, Chordata, Mammalia, Chiroptera, Vespertilionidae.